AUGGCGCUUCCCGAAGACAUCCAACGAGCUUCGGUGAUCGCCCUUUGUGCAAAUCCGGUACCUGCCAACAUUGUCAGCCAAUAUGGAAAGCGUGUUAUCAAGAUAUCCGAUCACGAAGUGGUGAAGUGGGGCCCGGAUAUAACGAAAGAAGAAGCCGAUAAUCAAAGGAUAGCCUAUGGGCUUGUGAAUAGUCGCAUAGUCCGUGUUCCACGCGUGUAUGAUUUCUUUUCUGAUAAGCGGGGCUGGGGCUACAUUGUGAUGGAGUAUAUAGAGGGGAGAGUCAUUCAUCCAUUGGAGGAUUCAGCCGCCCUUCAAAAGGUUGUCGACGUGCUUGAUUAUUUUGCAACAUUACGGCACACUAAUCCUGGCUCUCUAUGUGGAGGACCUUGUCGUGGGCUUCUCUUUCCCGAAACUGAAGAUUUGCUAUUCGAUGAUCUUGACGAGAUGGAGAAGUGGUUCAAUAGCCGGCUGUUGCCAGAUAACCCGAAGUUGUCUUUCCAGGGCUGUAACCUCGUGCUCUGUCAUUUAGAUAUCGCGCCUCGAAAUAUCUUGUAG
Messenger RNA from Penicillium hordei, 555 nucleotides. Its product is annotated as kinase-like protein. The coding region runs from base 1 to 555 and encodes 184 amino acids. The transcript has a single exon. The record is from RefSeq and is a predicted model, not a curated record. Lineage: Eukaryota; Fungi; Ascomycota; Eurotiomycetes; Eurotiales; Aspergillaceae.